ACUUCACAAGAUGAUCUGAAACCUUGUGUAAAAUUAGUAGUGUAAAAUUCCACAAGUUUUAUGAAGUUGUGCAAAUUUAGUAAAAUAUCCAGACACAAGUUGGAAUUAUUUAUGUAAUUCUGAAUUUCUUAAAAUUAAAUAAAAUGCGACUAUUUGCAUACUUCUGUUUCCUUCUAAUCACCAUCGUAUCUUCGGAAACGGCCACAUAUUCCCUCACCGUCUCCCCCACUACGACCUAUCCCGACGGGGUGAAGAAAGACUCCACCCUAACUUUUAAUUCUCAAUUUCCCGGGCCACUCCUCUCCGCAAAGGUUGGGGACAGAUUCGUCAUCACUUUAAAAAACGAGUUUUCCCGCCCCACAGCCGUCCACUGGCAUGGGCUGUACCAAAAAGGAAGCCAAUUUCACGACGGUCCCGCCAUGGUGACACAAUGCCCCUUGAAACCCGGGAAAUCUCAGACUUUCAAUUUUUCCACGGCCGGACAGGCUGGCACGUUCUGGUAUCAUGGCCACUACCGAAGUCAAUACACGGAUGGCUUAAUCGGCCCCAUGAUUAUCUAUGAUCCCGCCGAACCCGCCUAUUUCGGCUAUGACGCCGAACUAAUUUUAAUCCUUAGCGAUUGGUAUCACACUAAUUAUACGGAGAAUGAAGACUUUUAUCUUGCCACGGGAAUCCCGCCAUUUCCUAAUUCGCCCCUUAUCAAUGGGAAAGGAAUUUAUCCUUGUGCUGUUUUCCCUGGUGGGUUUGGAACGUUACUACGAACACCGAAUUGUUACCCGGAGAGACAGCAGAGACACAUUUUUAGUGUCCAACCCGGUAGAACGUAUCGAAUUCGGGUCAUUAAUGCGAGUGCGCUGAGUACGUUUACAUUUUCGAUUGAUGGACAUAAACUGGUGGCGAUUGAGGUGGAUGGCGUCGCUUUGAAGGAGCCGUCAAAAAAGGCAGAUUUUGCGUAUAUCGCGGCUGGACAGAGAUACUCGUUCCUGAUGAGGAUGGACAAGCCAGCAAAAAAAUAUUUAAUCCGGUCCAUCAUGAAGGACGAUUUUGUCAACCUUUUCCCCCGGACCGUGCCUAACAUUAACCGUUUCGUGGAGGACACCCUACUCCAAAAAGCGACCGCUAUCCUCUCGUAUGACUCCGAAAUGACCUCACCAACGCCAAUCGCUUCGACGGAACCAUUCUCGUACUUCAAGUACGCCACGAUUCCACCUGACAGCCGGAAAAGUUUCGAUUUACUGGACGACCAAGAACUCUCCCUAAUUCCGAAGGAUGACGACACCGCUCCGUGCCACGUGGAUAUCGAAUUCGUGCUUAACAUCGAGCUGAACUUAUCAACGGAAAGGUCGCCUAGGUCACUAUUUAAUAGGAGUCGAUACGUCGGAAAUCAUACGGCUGAUCCGUUGCUGAUCCAGGUCGUUAAAGGGGUAAAAUUAAAGGAGACGACAAACCCGUUGUACGUGGAUACAAAUAAGAGUGUGCAAAUAGUCAUAAACAACUUCGAACCCUGGGCCCAUCCCAUUCACCUACACGGCCACCACUUUUGGGUCGUCGCCAAAGGUUCCGGCGUCUUCAUAGCGAACAUUUCCACCAUUUCGGAAACCACGGUGAAACGCGAUACUGUAAUGCUGGACAAGAACUCGUAUGUCGUGCUCCGUUUCGUGGCUGACAAUCCGGGCGUGUGGCCGCUCCAUUGUCACAUCGAUUGGCACAAUACGGGCGGCAUGAGCAUGACCCUUGUCGAAGGGAGGGAUGACCUCGUCGGAAUAGAGAUUCCUGAGCAGAUCCAGAAAAUGUGCGCAGACUGGAAAGAAAAUUUAUCUUAUUCGGAAAAUGAUUGAAAUUCAUAUAUAUUUCGAGCAAUUUAUAUAUCACCGAAGUGGUAAUAAAUGCAUAGGUAAGUAAUAAUUACCUCUAAAUUGUAAUCAGUCAUUAGAAAUUGAUUCCAGUAUUAGAAGAAAUUGGGGUUACAUUGUUAUUGGUAUGCAUGAGAAAAUAUGUCAUAAUAAUAAAUAUUUAAUAGUAUUUGAA
Molecule: messenger RNA, 2028 nt
Organism: Folsomia candida
Lineage: Eukaryota; Metazoa; Arthropoda; Collembola; Entomobryomorpha; Isotomidae
Product: laccase-4
Exons: 3
Coding region: 144-1838 (564 amino acids)
Molecular function (GO): oxidoreductase activity; copper ion binding
Source: RefSeq, a predicted model, not a curated record